CAUGGGUGAAGGGCUGCUGGGGGACUCCACGGGCUGUGUCAAGGGGUCAGCACCGUGCCAGACCAAGGACAUGCCAUCCGGCCCCAGGGUGCUCUGUACCCUCGCUGCUCUGAGCCCAUCCAUCAGCCUGCUUCAAAGCACGAACCUGCAUGGAACAAGCCCCCAGCACCUGUUGGGACAGCGAGGAGCCGGUUGUGCCAUCCAUUACACGGCUGUCCCGUCCAUCACACAGUUUCCCCAUCCAUCCAUCACAGGGCUCACACUGGCACUGCCGCACGGAGUUGCCAUGGCACUGCACACCACCGUGGUGACACAGAUGAAACUGGAGCCAGCGGAGCCAUUGUGGGAUGUGCUUUCCCAGGAACAGGCCUAGCUUUGUUCCAGCCUGUGGCACGCUCCUGUCUCUCAGAACCUGGCUGUGCUCUAGCAGUAGGCGCUGGCGUCCAGCACCAGGGGCUGCGGCCCGCUCCGGGCAGCUUUGCAGGCAGCCCAAGCCCCGGCACCAGAGAGCCGUGGCUGGCGGCAGCAGCACAACUGCAGCAGUGGGAAUGCCCUGUCUCUCUGCUCCCUGCUCUCGGCACCCUUUGCACCUGAAGAGCAAACAGCAGGUUGCUGCCUCUCCCCAUGGAUUCAGAAGAGGCUGCUGAUGUGGGAGUGCAGCCCACCACCCCCACACACCCUACUGCCCCCUCUGCCCCCACCAUCACCACCACCCCUGCAGCCCCCGCAGCCCCCACCACCUGCAAGAAGAGCCAGAAGAAAAAGGAGAAGGCCGAGAUCAGGGAAGCUGCUCAGGAGGGAGGGGAUGCAGGGCGGCUGGAUGCCAUCAAGGGCCUCACACGAGCCGGGCACCGGGCGCUGGCUCUGGGUGCUGGGCAGGAGGCAGUGGGGUUCUUCAGGAAAGCCCUGCUCCUCUCCAGGGACACAGGGAGCCCCCAGCUCCACAGAGCUUGUGCCUUCAAUCUGGGGGCUGCCUAUGUGGAGGCUGGGAAGCCCAAAAAGGGACUCGAGUUCCUCCUCCAGUCCCAGCCGUCAGAGAUGGAGAGCAGGGACCACUUGGGGAGCCUUUAUUUCAGUGUCGGGGCAGCUCAUGAAGGGCUCCAGGAUUUUCCAAAGGCUCUGGAGUGUUUCGAGAAGGUCGCUGGCCACGCCAGCACUGCGCAGGCCGGCGGCCGAGCAGGGACCUGCGUGCAGAUGGGCUGCUGCUACCUGGGGAUGCGGGAGCCGGCCCGAGCCGCGCGGUGCUUCUUGGACGCGGCGCAGACCUACGCGGCAGCGGAGAGCCCCGAGGCAGCGGCCGUGGCUCUGAGCAGGGCCAGCAGCUCCAUGCUGCAGAGCCGGCAGUUCCGGGCAGCAGAGAUCACCGGGGUCCUCGCCCGGUGCCGCUCCCUCUGCGAGACCAUCCCCGACCCGGCCCUGCGAGGGAAACUCUACAACGACAUCGGCCUCGGCUACUCUCAGCUCCACAUCUUCUCCCUGGCUGCCGAGAGCUUCGAGCGGGCCCUUGGGCUGUGUGGUGGGGAGUCAGAGCGGGACCGGUGCCAGGAGGCAGCGCUGCUGCAGAACCUGGGCGCUGCCCACAACGCCCUGCGCAGCUUUGGCACGGCGUUGGGCUGGCACCGGCGUGCGGCCGCCCUGCACGGUGCUCUGGGGAACCGGAGGGCUCAGGGACAGUGCUUUGGGAACCUGGCAUACGCCUGGAGCCAGCUCGGGAACCACGGAGCUGCUGCAGAGAGCUACCUGCACGCCCUGCAAGCCUUCCGGGACUCAGGGGACUUGCAUGGGCAGUGGCAAGCGUGCGAGGGGCUGGGUGCAGCGUGCUUCCACCUGGGAGACCCCCAGAAAGCCAUCAGGCACUAUCAGGAGGCCCUGAUUUUGCUUUCCCACUGUGAGGACAGCCCCAGAGCUGCCCACAAACGGGUCGUGCACAAGCUCACGGACGCCAUCCAGCACCGACUCCGCCUCAGCCACCUCUCCUACCAGGGGGGCUGGGCACCCACCCCAGCCCCGGAGCUCAGCCAGCUGCGGUUUUGCUACACACUGCCCCGUGCCAGUAGGACACAGCUCCAGGGGAGCAAGGUGGGGGAAGCCCAGGCUGAGGACGAGCUGUAUAUGUGUACACCAGGAGCACAUCCCAGGAAUUCAGGCACAAGAGUGGCCCUGACUGGUGGUCUCACACUGGAGCCCUGCAACCCACACGGCCUCCUGAGCACUUCUGGGGAGGAUGACGAUGGUCCCAGCUCAUCUCCAGGGUAUCACAGUGAGCCCCAGGCUAACAGAAAGGGGAACACCAGCCCCCUGCGCCUGGCCAAGCUGCCCCAUGCCAGCCUCCAGCCACGUCAGUACCACACACAAGCAGAACAUCGCUCCUCCAGCAGGCCCAGGCCUGAGGGGCUCCCACCACAUUCCACAGGGCAUCAAAACUGCCAAACCCUCCAUCCAAAGUGUCUGGAGAGCCUUGCUGAGGACCCCACUGCCGCAGCCGCUGGCUGCUGCUCCCGCCGGAGACCUCGCACGGGGCCCAGGACGCUGUCCCUGGUCUGCAGCCUCGUGUGAGCAGCAGGACACCGGGCAAACGCCGUUUCCCGGAGGGCCUGUGCAGGCCCAAACCGGAGGAGGGAGGAGGGGUCGUUGAGCCAACAUGGUUUUGACCCUGCUCCGUUUCUGUCAUCCUUUGUGUGUCAGGGUCCUGGGGAGCAAAUGAAGGGGCUGCAGGGAUCCGCGGGCUCACGGCG
Molecule: messenger RNA, 2735 nt
Organism: Prinia subflava (tawny-flanked prinia)
Lineage: Eukaryota; Metazoa; Chordata; Aves; Passeriformes; Cisticolidae
Gene: TTC24
Product: tetratricopeptide repeat domain 24
Exons: 11
Coding region: 625-2556 (643 amino acids)
Molecular function (GO): protein binding
Source: RefSeq, a predicted model, not a curated record